Messenger RNA from Prunus armeniaca (apricot), 327 nucleotides. Lineage: Eukaryota; Viridiplantae; Streptophyta; Magnoliopsida; Rosales; Rosaceae. The record is from the annotation of a GenBank genome assembly.
AUGCCAGCCGGGAAUAACGGCUCUGUUAUGAAAGAAAGCGGCAGACAGACUAAUUUGACCGAUCGUAAGACAUUAUUGCCUUCGCGCUACUGGAGUAUAGUUCCAGCAUUUCCGGCGAGUGCGCGAGCCCCCCUUUCCCCCUUGCACAAUAUUCGCGAAGUUGCUCCCGAAUCAAAGUGUGAAUGUCCCUUAGAAGUGCCGCACGCUCGUUUUGAUCGGGAGCGGGGUGGGCAACUUCCGCCGGUGCUGGCGCCUGCGGCAGCGCCUCGUGAGUUGCAGUAUGUUGUGGAUCUGCCGCCUGCGGCAGCGCCUCGUUAUCCACGUUAA